AAGGGAAACUUUAUCUAAAGCUUAUGACAUAUUGAACUAAUCUCCCAAUAGGUUUAUAUUACUUAGACCUCGAUUGGUUCUUUUGGCUUGUACAGUUGUCCCUUGUCCAUCAAAAAGAACGGACCGAUCGAAGUUAACUGCACUGAAAAGUAUGACAAUCACUUAUAUUACUCGUGGUCCUGAGGACGAUCAACAAAAUAACUUUAACAUCAAGGAUUUUCAAGGAGAAUAUAUUCGCAAAGCUCAGCCAACAAUGCAAAAUGUAAAUUUACCCAUGAGCAAUCCGGUUUCCAGUCGCCAUUUCAACAAGCAACUCAAUGUGGCCUCUGCAGUGUUCUUUCUGUUUGUCUAUGGAGGCAUGGACCUGGCCCACAGUGCGGGCUGGAAUCAGACCCUGAACACGACGGCCUCCCAGCAGUUCAAGUGCAGUUGGUUUAUCGGAGUUCUCGGUGGUUCCAUGCUCUCGUCGCUGCUCAUGAGCUUCCUGCCCAAGUUGCCCUUCUAUAUCCUUGGAGGACUUAUGCAGCUCACUGGCGCCAUUAUCUUCACCUGUGCUCCCUUCGAUUACGGACUGCUCCUGGCUGCCCGCUACGUGGCUGGAGCGGGAAUCGGCCUAAUCACUGUCCCGUUCCUCAUUCACAGCGCUGAGGUGGCGGCGGAUAAAUAUCGCGGAGUUAGUGGGGCAAUGGAGCAGUGUGGUCUGGCCCUGGGCAUCGCCAUUCAGGUGAUCUACGACACUCAGUGGGUGGAUGACAAGGAGGCGUCCGUCAACGAGGUCCACGGAAUCAUUGGCAUCGUAUUUUCCCUGUUGGGUCUGGGCAUGACAGCCCUCUCGAUCGAGUCGCCCAUCUUCCACUUGCGCCGCAAGCAGGAGGGGAAGGCCCGCGAAUGCCAUGAGAAACUCUUGGGAAGCUUCAAUCCCUUUGUCGACCAGGCCUUUGAGGAAGCCAGACUUUACGUUGCAGAGAGUCGGGAGAGGACCUUCUUGCAGGAACUAGUCUCCUCCGUGCUGCCCUUCAUCAAGAUGCUCUUCUACCGUGGCUUCGUUGCCUUCUCCUUCUCCCUGCCCCUGUCCGCGUCCCUCAUCUCGAGUGCCAAGCUUACCGAGGGCCAAAUUUCCUGCUGGCCAGUCACCGUGUGGGGUCUGGUACGUCUCCUCGGCGCUCUCGUCGCCCAGGGAUUCCUCGACAAGGUGGGGAGGAAGCUUUUCUCGCUGAUAGGACUGCUCUGUAUGUCCAUCCUGAUGCUGUGCAUGGCUGUGUCUUACGACGACCCUGCCAACAUCUUGGUCACCUUCUAUAUGUACCAAGUGUGGAGGCUGGGCGUUGCCUUUCAGGCCUUUGCCGGGGUCUUCGUUUGCAGCUCGUCGGUCUAUCUGGGCGAGGCCUUCCCCCUGCGCUUCAAGCCCUUCCUCGUUGGCUAUAUUGUGGGCUUUGAGCAGACGAUUCAUAUCCUCAACAUAGUGGGGUACAACAAGGGUUCCGUGGACUUCUUCUACCGCUAUUACUUGACUGUGGGAAUCAUCCUUAUGCUGGGCGUGAUAUUCUUUGCUGUUGUCAUGCCGGAGACGAAGAAACUCACCCUCCGGGAGGCUGGCAGGCGGUUCCAGCGACUAUUAAAUAUACGGUUUUUUUAAGUAAACUACCAUUGUUGGCGAAAUAAAUGAAUUAAUAACAAACUA
Molecule: messenger RNA, 1681 nt
Organism: Drosophila kikkawai
Lineage: Eukaryota; Metazoa; Arthropoda; Insecta; Diptera; Drosophilidae
Biological process (GO): transmembrane transport
Cellular component (GO): membrane
Molecular function (GO): transmembrane transporter activity
Source: RefSeq, a predicted model, not a curated record